AAAUACUUUGAAGUAAGCAAGGAUAGAAUAUAUGAUUUUUGUAAAGUUGAAACCCUGAAUUUAAGUAAUAAAAAGGUUAAGUAUGGUCAUAAAUGUCUAUAUGAUGAUAGUAUUAGAAAUAUAAGUAGUUAUCUUCAAGACAAAUAUAGUCUAAAUGAGAAUAAAAAUAAA
This is a messenger RNA of Racocetra persica, 171 nucleotides long. The record is from the annotation of a GenBank genome assembly. NCBI's taxonomy places the organism in Eukaryota, Fungi, Glomeromycota, Glomeromycetes, Diversisporales, Gigasporaceae.